Molecule: messenger RNA, 7518 nt
Organism: Ahaetulla prasina
Lineage: Eukaryota; Metazoa; Chordata; Lepidosauria; Squamata; Colubridae
Gene: LIN28B
Product: lin-28 homolog B
Exons: 4
Coding region: 118-888 (256 amino acids)
Molecular function (GO): zinc ion binding; nucleic acid binding
Source: RefSeq, a predicted model, not a curated record
GAGAAAUCGCUCAAAAUCAAGAUGUUAAGCUAAUUCCAGAGACCGCUUCUCCUGACCAGGGACGGGGGGGGUACUUUUCCGCCUCGCUACUUUGGAACAGAAGGCCUGUAAAGCAACAUGGCCGAAGCGGGGGCGCGUAAAAGUGGAGAUGAACCCGGGAAAUUGCCGGAACAAGAAGAGGAAGAAGAAGAGGCGGAGGAGGAAUCCCAAGUUUUGCACGGAACAGGCCAUUGCAAGUGGUUUAAUGUGAGAAUGGGAUUCGGAUUUAUUUCCAUGCUCAACCGCGAGGGAAGCCCUUUGGAAUCUCCGGUUGAUGUCUUUGUACACCAAAGCAAGCUUUACAUGGAAGGAUUUAGAAGCCUAAAAGAAGGAGAACCAGUGGAAUUUACUUUUAAGAAAUCUUCCAAAGGCCUUGAAUCAAUACGGGUAACAGGUCCAGGUGGGAGUCCCUGUUUAGGAAGUGAGAGACGACCCAAAGGAAAAACAGUACAGAAAAGAAAGCCAAAGGGAGAUAGAUGCUACAAUUGUGGUGGCUUCGAUCAUCAUGCUAAGGAAUGUAUUCUACCUCCACAGCCAAAGAAGUGCCAUUACUGUCAGAGCAUCAUGCACAUGGUGGCAAACUGUCCGCUUAAAACUGUUCCACAGCAGCCCACGAGUUACCAGGGAAGAUACGAAGCUGACACCCAGCCCUCCACAUCAGCCUUCCUGAGGGAAGGAGGAGGAGGAGCCUAUGGCUACACUUCUCCAUCCUAUUCUCUGGAAGGAAGGCCGGAUAUCUUACAGCCUUCAGGAAAGUCACCUCAAGAAGCUGCUUCGAGUAAGUUUUCUCCGUCACCUGAAGAGCAAAGCCGGAAGGGACCGUCAGUUCAAAAAAGAAAAAAGACUUAAAAAGCUUUGUCACCGCCUUUCAUUACCUCUUGGGACGUCUACCUCAUUCAAGCACAAGGAGAAUUAAUCUCAUGUAUUAUCCUGCAACAAACCUCAAAUUUUUAACUACUGUUGUGGACCAGAGGUCUUUUGAAAACAAAAAACCAAAGCAAACCAGUCACUCCGAGUACAUUUCAGAUGAGUUUAAUGGCUAAUGGGUUUCUAAACAGUUUGGGCAUCAGGAUCUCAUGUGAUUUUUAAACUUAGCCUAAAUUAUUGUUGGGCAUAUAUUCCCCUCUUUUCCAGAGCAGCCCUAUAGAAUUAUGGAAGAUUAUGCUUCUUUUAGCUGCUUGAGUUCUCUGUGGUUUAUCUUAACCAUGUCUUGCUUGGGGGGGGGGGGGGAAUAAUUAUAGCAUUUGUUAAUUCUAAACAGCAAUUAAUAAGAAAUGGAAAUGAGUUUUUUUUUUAAAAAAAUUCACGGCCAUCCAAGGGCUGGGAAGCAGAACACUGACCCUCUGUGCACAGAAACUCAUUCCUGUCACAAUAAACCAUCUGAUAUUUUGAUGUACAGACUAGCCCAUUGCCUGAAUGUAUACAUUAAAUACUAUGUUUCUUGAAUUCAUGGGAAAGUAAUAGUUUGAGUUUUGAAUGGAUUUUUUUUCCUUAAUGUUGCCUUUUUUAAUUAUAAAAGAGGAAGAAGGGGAGGGAAAGAAUUGUAACCAUACUUUCCUAAGUAUAGAGUCACCAUGACCACGGUACUGAAUAGACCAACACAUCCUUGUAGAAUUCAGGGAAAUUGUAAUUCUCUCUGUGGAAAAGAUGGAGGAUGGAAGUUUUUAGUUCUUAGCUUGAAAGGGUAAUGCCUUGGUUUAAAGUUGCCUCAGAAUUGCCACAAAGUUUUAAAGAAUUAAAGGCGCUCCCCCAUUUUUCCCUGCCCUCCCCUUAGAUAAUGAAUGUGUUAUCUGAAAUACUGUAUCAACUCAAUAUGACUUAUAUACAGGUUAGGUGGUUGUAUGGGAGAAUGCAGAUGUUAAAAUAAUGAUUUAAAGUGAUAGUGAAAUGCCGUUUGGACUCCCCUUUUGCAAAACUUGAUGGGACUCAUCUUGUGCAAAUCGUGAGGAUUAUGAAAGUGAUGGUGGUGGCAGCAGUAGCAUCUCCCAAUUCAGUGUUCAUAUCACUGGACAGAUUUCUAUACACCUUUCUAAGAAAUGGGUCUUGGCCUUUUAACUUCCCAAAGAUCAAUAUUUGAUAUUUACAGUGCAAUCCUGUGUAAGAUCUCACUGGCCUCAAGCUCAAGAAAAAUUAGUAUAUAGGAUUGUCGUCUUAAACUUACUUAAUUGCUAUAUUAUGUAACAGUAAUUUCAGUCUGUGUACAUGCUGAAUUAUUUAAAAGCCUACAGAGUUGCCCAGGUGCUUGGCUUUUGGGGGAUUGAUUUUAUAAAUAGAGGUUAGAAAGCCAGUUAGCUGGUAAUACAUUUGUCCUGUCCCGAUCAUACGCACAUACACCACAAAUCUUUAUUGAGGCUUUGUCAUCCCUGAAUAGUAUUCUCCAGGAUUCACCUCACAGGAACCAGGGCAAAACCCAAUGAGUCCAAUUCUCAGCUGCUUGUCCGGUCACUCCUCCAACUUCUCUCCUCCUGCUCUUGCCCAUCCCUUCCUGACUCAUAGUCCCUUAGGUCUUCCAGACUUUCCUUAGAGCCCAAUCUGCAGUGAUGCCAGCUGUUCCUUGUCAUCUGAACUAGCUUCUGAGGCAUCCAUUAUAUUAUUCCCCACCAGCAUGGCCUGCCCCCCUGAUCUCCAUGGACCAAUUUCCAUGGGUGUCAGAGGUGGAACUAGCAGAUAAGAUAGGGGGCGUGCAUGGCCUCAGCAUCUUCCAAGGAUAUGUCCUUAGGGCCCAAACCCCUUCCAGUUGAUCAGGUACUGCAACCAUCUAGAGUCUAUGAUACGGGCCACCUCAUACUCCGGCUGGCCCUCUCUCAAGUUCCAGAAACCAGAUCUUCCUUGUGUCCAUGGUGACUUCUGCACCAUCCAUUACAAUAUUAUUUGGUCAGGAUCAAACUCUCAUAAUUUUUCCACUCUCCCAGGAAUGAGCUAAAAUCAAUUUCUUACCCAUUUCACCAAUUUUGGAGCAGCUGCCGCUGUUGAUACCUUCAAAGGACACAUGAGCCAGAUGUUAAUUCAGUCCCAUGGACCAUUGCUUCUUUCUUUUAAAAUUAAUCUUGAAGAAAUACUUGACCCCAUUUAUUUGGCAAAUUAAUGUAAAAGCAAAUAAAAGUAAAGAAGAUCUGAUUUCAUAAUAUAGUUUGAACCAAAUCUUCAGGUUUUCUUCAAUUAAGUCAUGGGGGGGUCCAACAUUUUGGCUUUCCUGAACUAAAUUGAGUGAAGAGGGAUUGUCUUUGGUCCUAUAUAAAAUAGAUAGCUUAGUUAAAGUAUAUAAAUCACAUAAUAAUGUUAAAAGUUUACAAUUUUGUGGGGCCACAUUACUUGCUCUCCAGAGCUGCAUGUGGCUUGUGGGCCAUAGAUUGGACACGCCUAGGUUAAGUCAUUGAGAAUCUCAGGUAGGCUCUGCUCAACCCACAGGAAAAACCUUCUCUAAACAUUGUUGAUCAUAUUGCUGUCACCACUAUCCCAUGUUCCUUCAGGAAAAUGACUCAGUGGCCUAAAAGUAGGCCCAACUCUGAUGAUGGAAAUUUGUUUGGAAUCCAUGGCAGUGCUGGAGGGAAAGAAGAAUCUUGGUGGUUUAUACUGAUGUUUUCAGUGAACUUCAGUGCAAAAUGGGGUGUUUUGGUUUUUUGGAUUUUGUUUUGUUUUUGUUUUGACGAUACUGAAUGUGAUGUAUGUAUAGAGAACUACUUCCUUGCCUUAUGCAAGGAUUGUAAACUUAUUUAAGUUAUGUAGACAAAUCGAAGUGGCAUUGCCUAAUCUUUUAGUAGGUAUAAUAACCGGGUUAUAAAACAGCAACAAUGGCAAGGGUAAAGGUCAUUUUGAAAAUAUAAACCAAAGUUUAUUGACCUUUUUUUAGAGAGUGAUAUGGAAAUGGUGGAUUUGAAAACUGGCCAUUCUCUGUUUAGCUACUUUAAAAUUCCAGAACUACUUUUUUUUCUUUUUGAGUGAAAUUAGUAAUUCCAGCAGCCACAGACUGAAUUGCUAAGAGAGCCUAGCAGACCUGUCUUAUUAUUAAAAGUUUACAUUUUAUUUUUGUAUAUUGGAGGAUGGUCACUAUUGCAAAAUAUCCUUCUCAGGACAAAGAACCUUGCUCAGGGAAAAUGGUAUGUAAUUAUUGUUUUUCUUUUACAGAUUGCUUGCUUGUUCAGAACAAACAAAAAUGCUUUGAUACUGCUAUGUACCGUGCUAUUAUAUACAUAUUAUGUGCUAAUGAUAAUAACUACCUCUAUUUACUAAUGAGUUUCUUAUGACUCAGAUAUCAACUUUUUGCAUAGUAUUUCCCAUGUACUGAAGUGAACACAUUACGAGCAUGGCUGACUUUCAGGGUUGUGGGCAGGGCAGUGUCUCCCUGUUCCUGAAUUUCUAAGCCACAUUGUUAGUAUAGGGAAGAAUAUAAUUAUUUCUGUUUACAGCAAACAACUACCUCAUUACUUACCACAGAAGCAAUACCUGCGUGUUGCUCUGGUCUUAAAUGUGGCUUUUGAUUCUAUGGUACAUACCUCUACUUUAAAAGAAAAAAAUUGCUUGUGCAACAUACACAUAUUACAAUGAUAUUUAGUUUUGAAAACGAUGCAUCUGUUUGAAAUGACAUGAGAGUCUCUCUUGAAAUUUAACUUUUUCUACCUGGUUGACAGAGAAAGAGGUGCUGUUGAUAUACCAGUAGGAAUUUUUUUUCCCCUCUUAAGAAAGAACCAACAUGUGGGAAUUAACUAUCUCAUUAUCUUCCAGCAAGAGAAUUGUUAGUUUUUUCUUUGCUCUCUGUUUAUAGAUAUAAUUAUCUGAUUAAAGCAAAUAAUAAGCAGUAAUGUUACAACCUAGCAGACUGCUAGUGAGAGUGAUACUAUAUUUAUCCCAUUUCAGUAUGUUUGCCAGUUUGUAAGGAACAUAGAACAGCCAUAUUGUUCCAAAAUAAUGCACUCCUGGGUUUCAUUGCUUUGAUAAUGGACAGACUCCAACAAGAAUUGGCUGCCCAAACCUGGGUUUUUGUCUGGCCUAAAUAAUCCCAUGGCCCAAAUCUGACCAUGGGUUUCAGCAUGCCUCCCUCAUUCCCCUCCUUGUCUCUCUCUGCAGACACAAGGGAAGAUGAGUGUGAUUUGUUAAAUCAUGCUUCCCAUUGGCACCUGAACCAGGUUUAAACAUCGUUUGUAAAACAAGAUCCAUUCCAAACUGGUGAACAGCAAUUAGACUGCAGUCUUGUAUGAUGUCCGAAUAAGAAGACUGAGUUAAUAAAUCACAGUUGCGGUUCCAUUGACUGCAAGAGUGGCCCAACUGAUGCCCCAACUGCAACCAUUCCUGGCCACCCUCUAUGUGAUGUGAACAGGAAAGGAUGAUUUGUGCACAGAGGCCUCCCAUCAAGGUAGAGAAAGGUGGGCAAUGAGAGAGCCCAAGAGGAGUGUCUGGAGAAACCUCUCUUCCCACCUCUUUGUCCUCAGAGUCGUGGUGAAGGUUACAGCCAAAGGCGAAAAAAUCCCCGAGAUGCUGGGAGCGCAACCCUACUUUCUUCCCUGAGGUGUAACUGCACAAAGUCAGUUUUACCAAGCUUUGGUUUAAGGACCUGCAAGCUUUAAGGCAUUUGCUUUGCUCUUUAACUUGCCCACCCUCAAAGCACAAGUGCAAAAUCCUAAGUAUUUGGCCCCACCCACUUUGAGCAUCACUAAACAAAUGCUAACGGUAUGUGUGCAAAUCCAGUUUGCACUUUUUAGCCCCCAGUAUAAAGACAUAAUAGCUGAGUAGAUCAACACUUAACUCUGUGAAAGUUUACUAAAUGGAUAAGGAAAAAAAAUACAUGAGCAAAAUUCAUGCUUGAAUGAUAGAUGCCAAUAUCUUUAAAGCUUUUAAGAGUUACAAUUUUACUGCAAAAUUAAAAUAUUUUAUUUUAAUAUUUAGGAAUUACUAUCGCUUUCAACAGCAUCCUGAACUCUUGUUGGCAUUGAGCUUUAUAAAACUUUUUUUGAACUUUCUAAUGUGACUAAGCCAAAACUUGAAACAGCAAGUCUGUCAUAUGAAUUGCAAUGGGAUUCUCACUUGCACAAAUGUUUUCUUUGUCUCCUUGCCCUAGAAUUGAGAUUCUUGUGCUCCAGAACUGGUCUCAUAUAGGAGCUGUGCAUACUUGACUAGCAACUUUAAAAAAAAAUCUCAGAGGGAAAAGAUAAGAGGACAAUUACUUAGGUGUUGUUUGAUUGUACAAUUAGCUCUGUAAGGAUGUGAUUCUUUUGCUAAAUACAGACUAUUCAGUUAAAAAGAUCUUAAUUUGUCUUAGUACUACCCCAAAGUUACUUCCUUUGUGUAAUUUUGUGGAUAGAGACCCAUAAAAGUGUUAUAGACCUGGUGACUUUUGUAUGAAAAAAUAUAAAGGGGAAAGAUCUCAUUAAGUCUUAAACUAAUUUAAAUUAAUUUAUCUGUGAGAAAUGUUUAUCAAAAAGAAUAUAUGUGUGUUUUUCCUCCCCUUUAGUUAUGAUGGAAAUGAAUGUCAUUGGGAAAAUGUGUGCGGAUGCGCAGGAUUUAAUUUUGCUAGAUUGUCUUUAAUGAGAUUUUAUGACUUUGUCUAUGGUCGCUUUUAAAGACUUGUUAAAAUGUAUCUUGUUAUGUUUUGUAUCAUCGGCCUUUUGAAGAGGCUAGUAGUGUUAUUCUGCCAUCAUGAUUGGUUGGCGACAAGAUGCUGACAAAGGCUUCAACAGUUUUUCACAAUGCCCUGCAUCAGGCCAAAGAAGCUGAAAAUAAGCAAUCUGUGAAUAUAAAUUCAGUCCUCUGAUGCAGAUGGAGCAGACCCCUGACUUUGCCACCCUUGUACUGUGGUUGAGCAGAUUAAGAGUGUAUUAAUCUAAGCUCCAUUUUCAGCAUCAAUAGUUCCUAAAUAUUUGUAUCUCGGGAAGGAAGCAUCAAGCUUCUUUCCAAGCAUGCAGCUUGCUCACGUGAAGGUCCAAUGCGACUUCCAUCACAAGAAAAUGAGAAUGAAAUUGAAUAUAAGAAGAGUUAGGACAUUUGCUCUAAACUAUUGCUAACCUACCGUGGCAAACUAAGAAAAACCAUUACAAUAGCGACUACCUCUUUCAGUUUCCUAUUUCUUAACAAUAUGGCUGACAAGUAUUAUCAGAUUGACUUGAAUUUGUAUAUUACUCUAGUGAAUGAAUUAAAUAACCAGAGACCAAAGUGAACACAAUAUCUGUGUGUCUUAAAUAUUGUCUUUUUAUCUAGUGUUUUUAAACCUGUCCUCCAUAGAAUAUAGAUUACCUCAUGGUCCAUUUUUAAUUCAUUAUGUUGUUUACAUAUUAUAAAAACAAGUCACUUGAAUUUUGGGGUCUUUUAAAAAAGAAGACAGUGAUGAGGGGGGUUGGGAAAGAUCAUGUUUCCACCUAUUUACUGUCUCUGUCUUGUUGGAACAAAGCACUGAUUGUCUUUAUAUAUAUCCUGUAUUUUAUACCUUCAUCUAAUGCCUAUUGCUGAAUGUUUAUUUCUAUCAAUCAUCCAUUUGUGACUGAGGUUUAA